Molecule: messenger RNA, 1880 nt
Organism: Quercus robur (English oak)
Lineage: Eukaryota; Viridiplantae; Streptophyta; Magnoliopsida; Fagales; Fagaceae
Product: F-box/FBD/LRR-repeat protein At1g13570-like
Exons: 5
Coding region: 462-1712 (416 amino acids)
Molecular function (GO): protein binding
Source: RefSeq, a predicted model, not a curated record
AUUUCAAGUGGGUUGGUCUCUUGGAUACAUAUAUCAAGCCCAACUACCUAAAAGCAAAGUUAAGUCCUAAAAAAGCACAAAGAAUCCUCUUUGGUUGUUGCCAGUUGGCACAGCCUCCACUUCAAUCUCAGUAGCCGCCACCACUGAUCAUCUCUUUGAUGCCACGGUUUUGUUAUGUUCUUGCUUUUUUUUUCAGCAACCGAAUGGAGCGAAAGGAAUAUGGGUUUUACUUUGUACUUGAGUUGGGUAUUUGACCUGAGGCAAAUUGACUUAAAAGAAAACACACACCCAGAGAAAAAGGGGUGGAUGAUCUGGGUUUGUUGCAUCCUAUAUAUAUUAUAUAUACUGUUAAUUCACUCUUCAUCUGAAGUAUCUUCUUUAUUGAAGAAUUGACAUCUGUUAAAAUUUGUUCAUCUGAAGAAUCAGUUGAAAAGAAAGUCAGAACAGUUGUUCAGCCUGGCAUGGCUGAAAUGAUAAGGCACACAAACAUUGAUAGGAUUAGCAACCUACCAUGGGAUGUAUUAGACACCAUUCUUGUGCACAUACCAUUAAAAGAAGCUGUGAGAACUAGCAUCCUAUCAAGUAAGUGGAGAUAUAAAUGGACUGGCCUUUCACGGUUCAAUAUUGAUGAUAAAUGCUUCCCCAGUAAUUUAUCAGACAAAGUACUGAGAUGGAAAGUAAUUCUGAAAAUCAUUCAUCAGGUCCAAUCAAAUCAUGGUGGCCCAGUAGAGAAGUUUAGGCUUGCUGCUUAUUGCAUGCCAAAUCAUUGUGAUCUGGAUCAGUGGAUUUGGUUUUUAACAGAUAAAGGAAUCAAGGAGUUGAUUCUUAAGGAGUUUGACUCUGUUAAGCGUUUUAAGUUACCUUCUGAGGUAUUCUCUUGUCCACAGUUAAGUUGCUUGGAACUUUAUGGUUGCACAAUCAUGCUAUCUCCUACAUUCAGAGGAUUGAAUUCUCUUAUAAGCCUCAAUCUUUCUCACAUUUACAUCAGCAGUGAUACACUAGAAAGUUUAAUUGUUAACUGCCCAGUUCUUGAGAGAUUGACAUUGAUAAACAUUGAUCAUUCAACUGUUUUUAAAAUCAGCAAUCUGAACCUAAAGUAUCUGAAAAUCGAUUCCAAAUUUGAAGAUAUUUGUCUCAAAAAUGUUCCACUUCUUUCUACUGUUGAUAUUUGCUUAAGGGUCAAGCCACGGCACACUGAUCAAGGAAAAGCCUGCAAUUUGGUCAGGGUUAUUGGUUGUCUACAUGGUAUUAACAAGCUUAUUUUGUCCAGUAAUUUUCUUGAGUUUCUUGCUUAUAAUGAUGUACCAGAGAGGCUUCCUGCCAUGCUCAACCAUCUCUUGACGCUAGACCUAAGGGACGCAAGAUUAGACAGUUCUAAGGUUGUCAAGGUCUUACUUUCCAUCCUUUGUAGCUCCCCAAGUUUAGAGGAACUCAUAAUUUCAGUGAGCCCAUUAUGUGGGUUUUCUUUCCUAGAUUUUCAAAGAGCAGAGUGCCUGGUAGACUUGUACUUCAACAAUCUUAAAGUAGUGAAGAUAAGAGGUUUACUGAGCACAAAUCAUGAAUGUGAAUUUAUCAAGUUUAUUCUUGCUCAUUCUCCAGUGCUCGAGACCAUUACUAUUGUAACAUACGUAGGCGAAAUAAUUCCCAACUCAGUGUUGCUGCAGUUUGAACCAGCUUCAGAACAUGUGAAGGUUAUCAGCUUACGCUCAUAAGCACUACUGCCUAUGUUCAAUAAGUAUCUUAUGCAAACUUUGAAAGAUUUGUAGCAAUUUGAACCAGUUUCUGCUCAAGGCAAAAGCAUGUACUAAGAUAUUUGGGUUGUAUAUUCGCUACAGAUUUUGAGGAAUAAGCAAAAGCCAAGUCAUGAACAUUUCUUAAAA